Molecule: messenger RNA, 864 nt
Organism: Schizosaccharomyces osmophilus
Lineage: Eukaryota; Fungi; Ascomycota; Schizosaccharomycetes; Schizosaccharomycetales; Schizosaccharomycetaceae
Product: Schizosaccharomyces specific protein
Exons: 1
Coding region: 1-864 (287 amino acids)
Source: RefSeq, a predicted model, not a curated record
AUGGGCUAUACUGCAGCUUUCAUUCAAUGGGGAAUUUUAUUAGGAGGUUCUUAUUACCUUUAUCAAAAGAUUACUGAGAAAUCUAAAAAACCAUCGAAUGGAAAGAGUGAAUUGAAGUCCCGUAGAAAUUUAAAAGUUAACAAAAAGAAAAAGAAGUCCUCUAAGGCCACUUCGAAAGAAGAAGAGUUUGUAAAGGCUGACGAAAGUCAAAAGAAGGUUGCUCUAGGAAAGCCUACCAGUUUGUCCUCAGAAACUGUGAAAGCGGAAUCUGAAAAGCCAAGCAAAGCUGCUUAUGUUAGUGAGAAGAAAGAAGACACGAUCUCUAACCCACCACGCAAGCAACAAAAUGCUAAAGGAAAAGAGAAUGUCUCGAAAAAGGAUGAUCUUCAGCAUGAGCAGAACAUUAGCUCUAGUCCGGUAGCUUCAACGAAGUCGGAAAAACAAAAUGAAGAGCCCGAAAAUAUUGGUUAUUCGCGUUCCAGUACACCAGCUUCUUUAAAAUUGAAAGAGACUGUAAAGGUGAUGCAGACUCCCUCUUCGGACUCGAGGAAUAACGAUGAUGAUUCCGAUGAUGGUUUCCAAAUCGUUUCUAAAUCUAAAAAUGGAAGAAAAUCAGUGUCUUCUUCAAUACCUCAAACGAAAAAGCAGCGCCAAAAUCAACAGCGGAAAGAAAAAUUUAGAGAACUGCAGGAAAUCGCUGAUCUUGAACAGCGAAAAAAAUUAGCAUCCCACAGAAACGAACUAGAAAUGAAUAUGAAACGAUCAAAAGUAGCUAGUCCGAACAGGUUUUCUCCCUCUUCUUUCGUAGCGGUUGGCCAAGCUGGUUCCUCUUCCAGCACUCCCAGAUAUGAUACGCUUUGGUAA